Molecule: messenger RNA, 2459 nt
Organism: Lontra canadensis (Northern American river otter)
Lineage: Eukaryota; Metazoa; Chordata; Mammalia; Carnivora; Mustelidae
Product: cytochrome P450 4F22
Exons: 14
Coding region: 208-1803 (531 amino acids)
Biological process (GO): ceramide biosynthetic process
Cellular component (GO): endoplasmic reticulum membrane
Molecular function (GO): iron ion binding; heme binding; monooxygenase activity
Source: RefSeq, a predicted model, not a curated record
AUGCCCGGCCCCAGCCUGCAAGUCGGCCCCAGCGGGAGCCUCCGGCUACUUUCUCCCCAUCGCUCCCUGUGUGCCAGCGGUAGGAGGAAGAGAUCGCUUUCAGGUGGCAGCCUCAGGCCCACCCCAAGAAGGAAGGAAGAUGAUUUUACAGUUGAGAAGAAAGAGGCACAGAGAUGCUAAGAGCCGUACUCCAGGCCAUACAGCAGGAUGCUGCCCAUCACAGAACACGUGCUGCACCUCCUGGGAGUGGAGAAGACCACGUUCCGCCUGUAUGCAGUGUCUGUGCUCCUCCUCUCCCUGCUCUUCUUCCUCUUCCGCCUGCUGAUGCAGUUCCUGAGGCUCUGCUGGCGUUUCUAUAUCACCUGCCGCCGCCUGAGCUGCUUCCCCCAGCCGCCCCGGCGCAACUGGCUGCUGGGCCAUCUAGGCAUGUAUCUUCCAAAUGAGACGGGUCUCCAAGAUGAGAAGAAGGUGCUGGACAACAUGCACCAUGUGAUUCUGGUGUGGAUUGGACCUGUGUUGCCGCUGUUGGUUCUGGUGCACCCUGACUACAUCAAGCCCCUAGUGGGCGCCUCGGCUGCCAUUGCCCCCAAGGAUGAUCUUUUCUAUGGUUUCCUGAAGCCUUGGCUGGGAGAUGGGCUGCUGCUGAGCAAAGGUGACAAAUGGAGCCGCCAUCGCCGCCUGCUGACGCCUGCCUUCCAUUUUGACAUCCUGAAGCCCUACAUGAAGAUCUUCAACCAAUGCACAGACAUUAUGCAUGGUAAAUGGCGGCGCCUGGCACAGGGCUCCGUGGUCUCCCUUGACAUGUUUGAACAUGUCAGCCUCAUGACCCUGGACAGUCUUCAGAAAUGUGUCUUCAGCUACAACAGCAACUGCCAGGAGAAGAUGAGCGAUUACAUCUCAGCCAUCAUUGAGCUGAGUGCCCUCGUGGUCCGGCGCCAGUAUCGCCUGCAUCACCACAUAGACUUCAUCUACUACCUCUCAACGGAUGGGCGACGUUUCCGGCAGGCCUGUGACACCGUGCACCGCUUCACCACCGAGGUCAUCCAGAAGCGGCGGUGGGCGCUCCGUCAGCAGGGGGCUGAGGCCUGGCUGAAGGGCAAGCAGGGCAAGACGUUGGACUUCAUCGAUGUGCUGCUCCUGGCGCGGGAUGAAGAUGGGAAGGAACUGUCUGAUGAGGACAUCCGAGCUGAGGCGGACACCUUUAUGUUUGAGGGUCACGACACAACGUCCAGUGGGCUCUCAUGGGUGCUCUUCAACUUGGCCAAGUAUCCAGAGUACCAGGAGAAAUGCCGGGAAGAGAUCCAGGAAGUCAUGAAAGGCCGGGAGCUGGAGGAGCUGGAGUGGGACGACCUGACUCAGUUGCCCUUCACCACCAUGUGCAUCAAGGAGAGCCUACGCCAGUUCCCGCCAGUGACCUUGGUCUCCCGCCGCUGCACGGAAGACAUCAAGCUUCCAGAUGGGCGCAUCAUCCCUAAAGGAAUUAUCUGCCUGGUCAGCAUCUAUGGGACCCACCACAACCCCACCGUGUGGCCUGACUCCAAGGUGUACAAUCCCUAUCGCUUUGAUCCGGACAACCCACAGCAGCGCUCCCCACUGGCCUACGUGCCUUUCUCCGCAGGACCCAGGAACUGCAUCGGACAGAGCUUUGCCAUGGCUGAGAUGCGCGUGGCCGUGGCGCUGACGCUGCUGCGCUUCCGCCUGAGCGUGGACCGAACGCGCAAGGUGCGGCGGAAACCCGAGCUCAUCCUGCGCACCGAGAACGGCAUCUGGCUCAACGUGGAACCGCUGCCUCCGCGGGCCUGAGCGCCGGCCUCCGUGCGGAUCCAGGGGGCCCAAGCCCCGCCCGGAGAGGCCCAGGCCCCGCCCCCGAGGGCCCAGUCCCCGCCCCCAAGAUCCCGAGGGCAGAAACCACGCCCCUCGAAGUUCAGGUUGGGCUCCCGGAGGACCAGGCUCUUCCGCGAAGCCCAAAAGUGCAAGCCACGCCCCUCACGACAAGUCUCCGCCUCCUGCCGGUCUGGUCACGCCCCUUGAGGUCCAGGUCCGGUCCCCUGAGUGCCCGUUCCGGCUCUCCAGCUUGAGGAAACAUGCUUGCUCAGGUCCCCUUGGGUCCAGACCCCUCCCAGGAUCCGGAGCAUUCGGGGCCUCAGGCCCCACCCAGCCAUCCUUGGACUUAAGACCCAACACCUAAGGCCGCUGGGAUUCAGGACCAGUUCCCUCUCCCCACCCCCCACUCGUGGAUUCCAGCUGCCUUCUAAGUUGAAGACUUGGGAGCUGAAGCCUGAAGUUAGAGCCUUGAACCCGGACAUCACCUUCUUGAGGCUCCCAGCUCAUUUGGGCUAACUCCUCUGGCAUCAGGCAGCAUCCCAGGGGUCGGAUGUGUGCUUCAGUUGUUUUGUAAAUCUAGAGCCUCCCUCACCUGCCUCUUCCCUCCUCCGUUGCUGAAAAGCCCUUCGCUGAGC